Molecule: messenger RNA, 139 nt
Organism: Racocetra persica
Lineage: Eukaryota; Fungi; Glomeromycota; Glomeromycetes; Diversisporales; Gigasporaceae
Source: the annotation of a GenBank genome assembly
AUGGUAGCAAAAAAACUAGUUGGAUAUAAAGCAAAAGGCAAAUUAAACAAAAAAGAAUUGUCACUAGUAGUUCAACAAAAAAGAGAAUUAGACAUAGACAAAAUGAAAACUGCUGAGAAAGUAGAAAGCGUUUUAGAAA